Molecule: messenger RNA, 476 nt
Organism: Syngnathoides biaculeatus (alligator pipefish)
Lineage: Eukaryota; Metazoa; Chordata; Actinopteri; Syngnathiformes; Syngnathidae
Exons: 6
Coding region: 119-451 (110 amino acids)
Source: RefSeq, a predicted model, not a curated record
UCAGAACACUUAAUUUGGCCCAUCUGCACAUUUGAGUGCAAUACCAAACAAUUCAAAACGCUUGUUCUGGUCCGCAUCCAUCUGUGAGAUUCUUAGGUUGGAGCUGAGAUCUGUAGAUAUGAAAUUUGUAUUUCUGCUGGCUGUUUUGACUGGGGUGCUGGCGGCCCCAUUCGUGAGAGAAGAGGAAGCAAAGCGCUUCAUCCGUCUGAAAAGACAGUCGGGAUACUGGGACCCCCAUAACUCUCAGAACCAGUGGGGUUAUACCAUCCAGGAGCAGGCAAACGAGUACUGGACAGCUUUGCGAACAGAUGCGCAGUUCUACAUGGAUAUGGGUAACCUGAUGUUUGACCGCUCUGUGGCAGAUGAGAACAACAGGCUGUACAUGGAGAUGUUACGCAAUGCGAGAGCACACUUGGACAGCCAGACAGGAGGGCGUAAAGAGAAAACAUGAAGACAAAUGAAAGGAGGCUUCAGAU